This is a messenger RNA of Laccaria bicolor S238N-H82, 1713 nucleotides long. RefSeq lists its product as uncharacterized. The coding region runs from base 1 to 1242 and encodes 413 amino acids. Gene Ontology annotation, cellular component: plasma membrane. The transcript has 3 exons. The record is from RefSeq and is a predicted model, not a curated record. Gene Ontology annotation, biological process: intracellular protein localization. NCBI's taxonomy places the organism in Eukaryota, Fungi, Basidiomycota, Agaricomycetes, Agaricales, Hydnangiaceae.
AUGGACGAGGAGAAACGACAAGAUGACUGGGCCAACAGCCGCCAGAAUAGGCUCCCGUCAUUCACAGAGGUCCUGUCGAGAAGGACACGACCCCCCGUUGAUCUCUUCAUGUUCUACCUCUUUUUGCAGCGUGAAGGGGCGGAGGACAUCCUUGACUUCUGGCUAGACGUACAACAACACGAGAAUCUCUGCCGAGCAUACUUCAAGGACGUUCGCAAGUCCGGCCGUAGCAUCAAGGAGGACUGGCCGCAAUACUGGGAUUACGCUAGGCGGAGAGGGUCAAUCUACGGCACUGUUGUUGGCCUCCAUCCUGAGGGCGCAGGAACGAAAAGGAGCACGACGAGCACAGGGGAAAUGUUGUCAGAACAGGACAAGCAUAAUCUUGCUGCUGUAGGUGACACGGAGAAGGGCCGACGAUCGACAAGUCCCCGACCACAGACUGGUCUGUCAGAGCACACCCGAGUUGCAUCCGCAUCCCCUAAUGCGGCAUACGAUCCCCCUCGCUCAACAACGCCUUUUUCGCUUUCCGGCCGCACGCCUACACUCUUUAAUCUCAAACGCGCCUCCCGCGCUCCCACCGUCAUUCCUCGCUCCGCUGCAAUCAACCGCAUGGACCUCAUUGCGUCCGCAGAACGCAUCUUCUAUCGCUAUCUCUCACCCGCUGGUAACACGGUAAACUCCAAUGAAAACCACGAGAUUUAUCUUCCCCCAGCUCUUCGCAUCCACAGUUUUCCUCUAAGCAGUUCGCACGAGCCCAAGACGCAGACAGAGCUGUCCUUGAUGGCUCAAAUCCCUGAUAUUUUCCACGCCCAAAAGGAAUAUUGCUUCCGAGCUAUGGAACAGGAUGCCUUUCCUCGCUUCCUUCGUUCGAAAGCGUUUGGCAAUUUGACGCCUAUAUCUGCUUUGGUGCGCCUUAUACUGGGCCUCGUCAUCUUGUGGAUAGGCCUUGCGGUGGCCUUUUCACUGAUCUUCUUGGACGUUCAUCCGAAGUCGAAGCGUUUCUUCCUCUUUAUUCCUUUCACCUUCGCCAUCACUUUCCUCAUUUCACAUCAAUACGAACUAGACCCCAUCCUGGUGUUCUUCGGCCAAUCAGAGACGACACCCUUCCGCACGCUGACCAUCCGCGAGCCCUACGUAAAGAAGCUUCUUCUGGGACGUGCCAUCUGGGUGUCUAUCCUCAUCGCAGUCUUCGUGACAGCAUUGACGUUACUUUUCUGGGCCGUUCCUGGUCACCGACUGUGACGUUCACCCUCUCCCACAAAGAAAACAUUAGAUACCAAACUGAUACCGGGACGGGUAUAUGUAUACCGUGGAAUAUCCUUUGUGCUCUUAUCCAUAUUAUCAUACCCAGCUUCUUUCACGACUCUUACGAAUCACCCCCUCCUUAUCGUUACCAUCCUAAUACUUAUUACCUUGGUUAUUGUCCCGCCACCUUCAUCUGCCAUUGAAGUUAUUCUGUUGUUUUGUCGUCUUCACACUCCCUGGAUACCCACCUUUCAAUACUCCGGUAUAGCGCCUCGUACGCCCCUCCUGCUUGUCCUUACCCCGCCAUUCCUUCCAUAUCUACGUCCAGCCAUGCUAGCGGCGGACUUUAUAAUCAAAGUAGUCUGUUUGGUAUCCCUUUCGAGGAGGUGAUUUCGGAAAGAACAAUUUAUGCAUACGUAUUAUGCCUUAUGAUUCACACUCUUCCUCGAAUACAAAUUGUUUAUGAUC